Molecule: messenger RNA, 2182 nt
Organism: Platichthys flesus (European flounder)
Lineage: Eukaryota; Metazoa; Chordata; Actinopteri; Pleuronectiformes; Pleuronectidae
Gene: nus1
Product: NUS1 dehydrodolichyl diphosphate synthase subunit
Exons: 5
Coding region: 153-1028 (291 amino acids)
Cellular component (GO): dehydrodolichyl diphosphate synthase complex; endoplasmic reticulum membrane
Molecular function (GO): ditrans,polycis-polyprenyl diphosphate synthase [(2E,6E)-farnesyl diphosphate specific] activity
Source: RefSeq, a predicted model, not a curated record
AGGUCAAGGGUUGUUAAGGCGAGGGGAAGAUGGCGGAAGGCGAAGCCAAGAGCUGCCGCCGCUGAAUCAGAUUUAACAGGCAGGUAAAGAGAUUUACCAGCACAUUUGAUCGCUGUCAAGUCAGUCUUCACCCUGACGGAAUAGAGACGCUGAUGGCGCUGCUGUACGGCCUGUUAUGGCGGUUCUUGCUGGUGCUGGUCCACGUCAACAGAGCCCUCGUCUCCUGGAUCCGUGUCCGGCUUCGGAGCUGGAAGGGCCGACUGUGGGAGCGGGCUAUGACCGCGCUGCUGCUGCCGCUAGCCCUGGCUGGCUUCCCGGACCACCAGAAGAAGUUAAAUCGCAACUCCGGUGCUAACGCUAACCCGGUAACUGAUAACUACGCUGUCAGUCGCCGGUCCCGGUGUCUGUCCGAUGGCAGGUCCUUGGAGAAGCUGCCGGUCCACAUCGGCCUGUUGGUUGCCGAAGAGGAGCCCAGCUACACGGACAUAGCCAACCUAGUGGUGUGGUGUAUUGCCGUUGGUAUUUCUAAUGUCAGCGUCUAUGACAAUCACGGUAUUCUCCGAAAGAAUUAUUCUCAUCUGCUGGAGGAGAUUGUGAGGAAGCAGCAGGAUUUUCUGGGUGGAGAUGGAUCCAAAUACAAUGUGGAGUUCCUGAGCAAUGGUACUGACAAACACCAACAUCAUGUGGUGUGCUGCAGGCCUACUGUGAAGGUGUUGUCUCCAGAGGAUGGAAAGCAGAGGAUCGUCAAAGUAGCGCAGCAGCUCUGUUGCUCUGUGGAGAACAAAGAGAGGAGCUCCAGAGACAUCAGCGUCACCAUGCUGGACAUGAUGCUCAGAGAGUCAAAGAAUAUUCCAGAACCUGAGCUGGUGGUGAAGUUUGGUCCAGUGGAGAGCACACUGGGCUUCCUCCCCUGGCACAUCAGACUCACUGAAUUCAUCUCCCUGCCCUCUCACAGAAAUGUGUCCUAUGAGGACUUGUUGGAUGCCCUGCAGCGGUACUGCGAUUGUCAGCAGCGGCUCGGCCAGUGACACUCAGGCCAGGAAGUGUGGGGUGCACACAGUCAGGGGAGGGUGUGGUGAAUCUUCCACAGCUCGCUGUGUUCCUCACUGCUCCUCUCCCACAAUCUGUGUGUCUCUUGGAUCUCUAACAGACUAAGAUUGCUCUAAAACGAGGAAGUCGGGAGAGCCAGCCAGCUCACUUCCUGCCACCAGCUCUUGCCACUUAAUAAACUUGCAUCCACAGGACUUGUGGAACAUGUUCCCCAAACUGACAUAAGAGAGACAUUGACAUUAGAAGAAUAUCUGCACAGACUCUGUGUUCCACAAACCCUGUUCUGUCCUCUGGCUCACUGUUUCACUGUUCAGUGUCCAGGUGCUGUUUACUGCUGAAGACCCAGAACAUGAGUUGCCUUCACUCAACAGACAACAAAGAAGAAACUAGGCCUUGUGUUAGUCCUUGUGCGGCAUCUUGGGGAAUACAGCUGCAUUUUUAGGGAGAGGCUCAACUGCUAACACCAUGUGAGCUGAGCAGCAGAAGUUGACCUUAGGGACAGAGAGUUAAUAAUCUGUAAAUAUGAGAAAUUAGGUGGCUCUGUGUUAGUCCCUCUGGCCUCCAGCUUACAGUUGUGUGAUCAUGUGCAGUGUAGCUUGAGACGCAUCCAGAGGUUUGUUUUACUGACCAAGCUCUGAAAUAAAGAAAAACACUGUCUGACUGUGUAUAUGACAAUAUAAUCUCAGCUCCCGCUAAUAGUUACUAAUCCUCACUUAUCUGCCUUUACUGAAUUGUCACUUAUCACAUUUGACAACUUGAUUAUCUCGAUCUGCAAUACAGUCCAUGAGAAGAUGUCCAAUGAAUAAUGAAAUCACAAAAAAUAAGUAAGUUGAAUUUAAGUCAAGAUUAUUUUGUCAAACGUUGUCUUGAGCAAGCUUUCAUACUCUGUAUGGGUCAUACUGUAACUCUGACAAACAUUUGAGGUUUUUUUUGUUGUCAGUUUUAAUAACUUGUUAUUCACGGCACUUAACUUCUACAUAUACUGUAUCCGCUUCCUCAGACAUACUCCUUCAUACAAUCACCAUUACUCUCAAUGAAAUUAACGGGUUUUAGUUGGAGUAAUGUCAGGUCACAGUCAAGUGACAACAUCAAGGCAAAAAUAAAAGAUGUCAAGUAGUCAGAGAAAUGAAAA